AUGUUCGCCUCCAACAGGUUGUCCGGCGCCGUCGCCCGUGUGGCCACCAAGCAGCCCUCCCGCAUGCUUUCCACGUCCCAGGCCCGCGUCCCCAGCUCUCUCAUCGCCCGCAAGGCCGUGAUCAACAAUGGCCUCCUCCUCAACAGCAGCCGUGCCACUCUUGCCUCGAGCAUGAUGCGCAGCGCCGUCCAGUCUCGCGGCAUCGUCGUUGAGUCGACCACCGCUGCCAUCGUCGCCGCUGCCAAGAUGCACGGUGCUGGUUUCGCGACCGUCGGUCUCGCUGGUGCUGGUGUCGGUAUUGGCAACGUCUUCGCUGCCCUCAUCACUGGUGUCGCCCGCAACCCUGCGCUCAAGGGUCAACUCUUCUCGUACGCCAUUCUUGGUUUCGCCUUCGCCGAAGCUACCGGCCUGUUCGCCCUCAUGGUUGCCUUCCUCCUCCUCUACGCCUACUAA
Messenger RNA from Parascedosporium putredinis, 453 nucleotides. NCBI's taxonomy places the organism in Eukaryota, Fungi, Ascomycota, Sordariomycetes, Microascales, Microascaceae. The record is from the annotation of a GenBank genome assembly.